This is a messenger RNA of Gaeumannomyces tritici R3-111a-1, 1110 nucleotides long. RefSeq names its product oxidation resistance protein 1. Gene Ontology annotation, cellular component: nucleus. The transcript is spliced from 2 exons. The record is from RefSeq and is a predicted model, not a curated record. NCBI's taxonomy places the organism in Eukaryota, Fungi, Ascomycota, Sordariomycetes, Magnaporthales, Magnaporthaceae. Gene Ontology annotation, biological process: response to oxidative stress. The coding region runs from base 1 to 1110 and encodes 369 amino acids.
AUGAGUUUCCACUACCAGACCACAUACUCCCCGCCCUCCUCCUCGGGAGCCGCCACCCCGACCACCACCACCUCGGGCGGCUCGUCCAAUUACUUCGGCUCGGGCCUAUACAGCGCCUUUGGCGGCCUAAUCCGCCGCCUGUCGAGCGAGCCCAACGGCAGCAUGACGUCCCACAACCACCACAACCACCACCGGUACGACGACGAUGACGACGACGACGGCGACCAGAAAGGCGUCAACGGCGUCUACAACCCCCGCGGCCGAAAGGCGAGCAGGGCUCCCCGCCGCCGCAGCCCCUCGCCGCUGCAGCCGCCGCCCCUAAGCCCGCUCGUGCUGCGCGGCUUCCGCGACGACACCCCGGCCUCGGCCCGCCUGCUGACGGGCCCCGUGGCCGAGGAGAUCCGCAUCAUGGUGCCCGAGCGCCUGCGCAUUGAGGAGGACUGGAAACUUGUUUAUAGCCUCGACCAGGACGGCGCCAGCCUCGCCACCCUGUACGAGAAGUCGGCCGAGUACAGAGGCCGCCGCGGCGGCUUCGUGCUGGUUGUGCGCGACGACGAGGGAGAGACCUUUGGCGCCUACCUCUCUGAGGCGCCACACAUUUCAGGGCACUACUUUGGCACCGGUGAGUGCUUCCUGUGGCGCGCCUCAGUCAUGGCCUCGCUGCCGCCCCCGCCCUCGGCCGACACGACCAACCUGACGGGCCGCACCACCACCGUCCCCGCUGCGGCGCCGCCAAAGCUGGUCCCCAUAUACGACACGGACCUCGAGACGCACGGCACGAGCGAGUACCACCUGCACGCCGACGACGAGCCCGGCGCCGGCCACGGCCGCAACCACGGCCUCCUGACGCCGCCGCAGCCCCCCGCCUCGCCCUCGAUCCGCUUCAAGGCGUUCCCGUACUCGGGCGUCAACGAGUACUACGUCUACUGCGAGCCGCUGUGGCUGAGCGUCGGCGGCGGCGACGGCAAGUACGGGCUCUGGCUCGACGACUCGCUCGAGAAGGGGGUCAGCGCCCGGUCCCUGACCUUUGGCAACGAGCCCCUCAGCGACCAGGGCGACAAGUUUGGCGUCCUCGGCGUUGAGCUGUGGAUCAUCGGGGCCAAGGACUAG